Jaminaea rosea is the source of this 542-nucleotide messenger RNA. Its product is annotated as flavo protein. The transcript has 2 exons. Lineage: Eukaryota; Fungi; Basidiomycota; Exobasidiomycetes; Microstromatales. The record is from RefSeq and is a predicted model, not a curated record. Bases 33 to 500 code for a protein of 155 amino acids. Gene Ontology annotation, molecular function: FMN binding; NAD(P)H dehydrogenase (quinone) activity.
CCGAGACGCUUCCCGACGAGGUCAUCACCAAGAUGCACGGCAACAAGGCUCCCAUCGCCUCGUACCCCGUCGUCAAGCCGGACGACCUCACCCGCUUCGACGGAUUCGUGAUGGGCUUCCCCACCCGAUACGGCCGAGCCCCCGCUCAAGUCUCCUCCUUCUUCGACGCCACUGGCGGUCUCUGGAUGAAGGGCGCCCUCGUCGGCAAGUUCGCGACCGUCUUCACCUCGACGGCUUCGCAGCACGGUGGACAGGAGACUACGGCUCUCACCACAAUGCCCUUCUUUGCUCACCACGGUAUCAUCUAUGUGCCCAUCGGAUUCCAGAACAAGGAGCUCUCCGACAUCGCGACUGUUGGGGGUGGUAGCGCUUGGGGUGGAGGAACCGUUGCUGGCGGGGAUGGGGCACUUCAGCCUACGAGCAAUGAUCUGGCGGUGGCCAAGGGUCAGGGCACCUUCUUUGCCAAGGUGGUCGGGCAGUACGUCAAGGGUGCGCAGUAAGCGUGAGAGGGGUCGCCUGUACGUAGACUAGAAUCCAAGGAG